AUGGCUGUCGACGCUCAAGAAAGGCCUCAUGGCUACUAUCUUUACAAGCCCAGCCAUAUCCUACCAGCUGUGUUCGCGGCGCUUGUGGCUAUUUCUUUAAUUCUACACACUUUCCAAAAUAUUCGCUAUAGAUUCUGGCGUGUUACCUUCUUUAUCAGCUGGGGAGGUAUCAUCUUUACCACCGGAUGGAUCCUUCGAUGUAUCUCCAGUUACUAUCCUGACCAUUUGGGACUCUAUGUCGCUCAGGCAGUCUUUAUCUACCUAGCUCCACCAGUUUAUUCAGCUGCUGCAUACAACAUAGUUGGCCGACUGAUGAACUAUCUCCCCAUGCACGCAGUCCUGAAUCCCGAUCGCGUGUUGAUCUUCUUCGUCUAUCUUGGUGCCGCAGUGGAGGGCAUGACUGCUGCUGGAGCUGCCAAGAAUGCAGCUGCUGGAAAGGAACUCGACGAAUACAAGAAGGGCGGCCAGCUUAUCGCUGCCGGUCUCAUUCUGCAAGGUGUGGUGGAAAUGCUUGUUAUCGCGAUCGUGGCAACGGUCCAUCGCCGCGCAUCUAAGGCCGGCAAGGUAGCUCGCAACGUGCGAUUGGUCUGUUUUACCCUAUACGGCACCUCUAUCUUCGUGGUUCUGCGCUGUAUCUUCCGCGCUGUCGAGUCCUUUGAAAUGUUUGACAAACUUGGCUGCACCGAGAACUGCGGAGCCAUCCUCAGCAACGAAUGGUACCUAUAUGCAUUCGAGUUAGGCCCCAUGUUGAUCUUUACAUACUGGCUGAACCUAUUGCACCCUGGACGCUAUCUUCCCAAACAAAAGCACCGCUAUCUUGAUACUGAUGGCCAGACUGAACGUGUUGGACCUGGCUGGCGAGAUCGCCGCAGUCGAUGGGAGACUUUCGUCGACCCCCUUGACGUAAAGGGCAUGUUCAAGGGCCAAGCCUCGCAUGAGAAGUUCUGGGAGAAUCCUGGGCAGUGGGAUGCCUGCACAGAUGGCAGUUUUGCGGAGGGAACCGCCUCGAAUGCCAAAACUCAGAGCUAUGCGAAAGAAAAUACCUUAUUUGCCAAUCAAGUCUAG
Molecule: messenger RNA, 1065 nt
Organism: Penicillium manginii
Lineage: Eukaryota; Fungi; Ascomycota; Eurotiomycetes; Eurotiales; Aspergillaceae
Exons: 2
Coding region: 1-1065 (354 amino acids)
Cellular component (GO): membrane
Source: RefSeq, a predicted model, not a curated record